Messenger RNA from Nicotiana tabacum (common tobacco), 1278 nucleotides. Its product is annotated as zinc-finger homeodomain protein 11-like. Gene Ontology annotation, molecular function: transcription cis-regulatory region binding; DNA-binding transcription factor activity. Gene Ontology annotation, cellular component: nucleus. Gene Ontology annotation, biological process: regulation of DNA-templated transcription; regulation of developmental process. Lineage: Eukaryota; Viridiplantae; Streptophyta; Magnoliopsida; Solanales; Solanaceae. The record is from RefSeq and is a predicted model, not a curated record.
CCUAUACUCCAAUAUAUAUACUACUUGCCCUUCAUCUCUAUAACAUUGUGGUACUUGAUCAUUUUUGCCAAUGACCUUUUUGUCUUAAGCUCUUAAAUUCUUUGUCAUCAUCAAACAAACCUCCACUAAAAGAGAAACUCAACCGAACAAAAUAGCCAAACCCCAUUUGCAUAAACCUUCAAAAUUAUGCAUUCCUUAUCAACAUAGCCAUUAAUUGUGCAGUAGUGACCAUUUUUUCCCCUUUAUCUAUUGUCAUUUGUUUCAAGAAAUCAAAUGAAACAUCUUUAAACCUCAAGAACUAAGAUAUUUUUGUUUUCAAUUGCAAAUAAACCAUCCAAUGGAAUUAACUUGCAGCAGCAACCCCACCAAAAGUACUCUUGAUUCAGAAAAUGAUACCCCACCACUAAUUAAGCCUUUGUCUUUCAGCAACGGCACACUCAAGAACCACCACUUCCACCACCAACAGCCUCCGUGUGCGGCGGUGACUUACAAAGAAUGUUUGAAGAACCAUGCAGCAAGUAUAGGCGGACACGCCGUGGACGGUUGCGGUGAGUUUAUGCCAUCGCCUGAUUCCAUCCCUUCAAAUCCCACCUCCCUCAAAUGCGCCGCGUGUGGCUGCCACCGCAACUUCCACCGCCGUGAACCGGCGGAGGAUAAUUCAUCACCCACCCAUUUUCCCUCGCACUUUAUUAACUUCCGCCACCAUAUUCUUCCACCAAUCCGGCGGUUCUCCCCUUCUCCCUCCUCAUCUCCACCGCCACCGCUACAACCACAGCCUAUUACCCCAAAAGCAGAAUACAACCCAAGUGGGAGAAAGCGAUUUAGAACAAAAUUCACACAAGAACAAAAAGAAAAAAUGCAUUCUUUUUCAGAAAAAUUAGGGUGGAAAUUGCAAAAGUGUGAUGAAGCUAAGGUAGAAGAAUUUUGCAAUGAAGUUGGAGUUGGUAAAGGAGUUCUUAGAGUUUGGAUGCACAAUAACAAGAACACUUUUGCUAAAAAAGAUGAUCACAAUAACACUAAUGGGUUCAACAUCAACGACAGCAGCAGCAAUGAAGAUCACAACAACAACAAUGAUAGUAAUAAUUGUGGACUUCAUCUUCAUAUUUCUACUAAUGGGUCUUCUUCUUCAUCUUGAUUUAUUAGUAAUUUGUGUAACAGAAAUUAAAUAUGGUUUAUUUUGUUUUGUUUAUUGUUAUCACUAGCAGUUGUUAAAUGUUCAAGGAAAUGAAACCAAGAAGAGGAAAUAAUAAGGAUUAAGAUGUUCUAUCUAUUUGCUCA